Molecule: messenger RNA, 1135 nt
Organism: Paralichthys olivaceus (Japanese flounder)
Lineage: Eukaryota; Metazoa; Chordata; Actinopteri; Pleuronectiformes; Paralichthyidae
Source: RefSeq, a predicted model, not a curated record
GGACAGACGCUCCGAUGACGUCGUAAAGGGCGUAACCGCCGCUGGGUGUCUCGCUGCCUGAGAAGCGACCGAACAACAUUUGUGCGAAGCGACGAGAUCGUCAUGGAUCGAGGCUACGGUUCAGGUUAUAGUUGGGGAGGUGGAGGGUCUGGCAGCAGAGGUUCUAGCGGCUUUGACAUGUACGGUGGAGGUUACAAGGACUCGAUGUCCGGGCUCGGCGGCUACGGAGGAGGAGGAGGAGGUAGCGGCCAAAUGAAAAGGAAUCUAUCUGGAGCGUCCAUGCUCUCGUCUUCAGGCACACACGCAGAUGCAGUCAUUGCCAAGAUCAACCAGCGACUUGACAUGCUCACUCAGUUGGAGGGGGGGUUGAAAGGGGCUCGAAAUGACAGGUUUGACCAGUACGAGUCUUUCGACUCGCGCACUUCCUCCCUCGCCUCCUCCCGAGAUCUCUACAGAUCUGGCGGCAGUAGCUAUGGCUAUGAUGAUGGCCGUGGGGACAAUCUGCUGUUGGGUCAGCGAGGAGGCUCUGGCUUCGGAGGGGGAAUGGGGCUAGGAGGAGGCGGAGGCUUUGACAGCCCGUCCUCUUCCUAUGGAGUCGCUAAAAUGCGACAGAAUAUGAGGGAUUCCUUCACCAGUAGCCAGGGAGGAGUUUCUGAAGGUGGAGCAUGGGUAUGGGGAGGAGCAGGCCGACGUUCCCCCAGAAGGGGUGGAAGUGCCGGGGGUCGAGGAGCUGGCGGAGGUUUUGGAAGUCUCAGGUCUGAUUCCACUCCAUUAGGCGGUGGGAGGGGAAGUGGCAGUGGUGGCCAGUCCCACCGUGGCCACUCUCCAGGAGGUGGUAGAGGCAAGCUCCCAUCUCUCCUGUCCAACCGCAUGUACCCUGAGAGCGGGGGCUUCUAUCAGGGUUCCGCUCAAGGGCCUCACGACUUUCCUGGGAGGCACUUUGGAGGGGGCCCACGGGCUGGCCGCCAGCGAGGCCGCAAGAGACCCCUCAACAAACAGCAGCAGCAGCAGCAGCAGCAGGUGAAGCAACAACGUCCAGAUGUCCAGAAAAAGAGAAAGCAGAUGCUCACUGCAGCUGAUGAACCAGAGUCCAAGAUAAAUAAGACGGAGAGUGCAGGGACAGAGGUGACCCAAG